Molecule: messenger RNA, 2389 nt
Organism: Vanessa atalanta (red admiral)
Lineage: Eukaryota; Metazoa; Arthropoda; Insecta; Lepidoptera; Nymphalidae
Product: serine/threonine-protein kinase PRP4 homolog
Exons: 3
Coding region: 665-2362 (565 amino acids)
Biological process (GO): peptidyl-threonine phosphorylation; peptidyl-serine phosphorylation
Molecular function (GO): ATP binding; protein serine/threonine kinase activity
Source: RefSeq, a predicted model, not a curated record
AUAUUACACUUUUAAAUUUAAUAUUUUUUGCUAAUAUGUGAAUAAACAAUAAGCUUAAUAUAACCAAUAUUCAAGAAUUAUCAAAUUGUCAAAUCCAUGUUUACAAGAAUUGAAAAUAAAUAACACUGUGAUUUUGUGUUCUUAAAAAUUCGACACAUAAAAAGUAGAACGAAAAAACGGUACUUUAAUAUGUUUUAUAUGGUACUUCUACACAGAUGUGAUAUAAAGUAAACUUUGUUGUGUUUAUGUGAUGACAUUGUGUAACCAGAUAUACCAUAUUACUCUUAAAGUAAAAACAACAUAAGCAAGCUUAGUGCUCAUAACAUGAAAAUAUUUAUAAAUCACUUGAUAAAGUCAAUGUGUUAAAGAAUAAAAACAGAUCUUAACUUGACUUUAUGCCUGUGAUGUUUUCAUGCUGUGUGUACUAUUGUAAUAUUAUUCAAGGGUAAAGACAUAGGACAAAUAACCAUGGAUGGGAAAGUAAAGUGACUAAAAGGACUAAAUGAGUGGAGGACAUGUGAAAAUGCAUAUUUUCAUAAUGAACAACAUGAAAAGUUCAACAUACUAAGUAAUGUUGGAACUGAUGACAAAAUGCUGGGUGGAAAUAUGCAGAUAUACUAAAAAUUCAAAAUAACUUCAAAGUGACAAAUUAAGUUAACUCAUUAUGGCUGAAAGGCAUGGUAAAUAUCAUUCCACAAGAUAUUCUAAGACCAGCAGCAGAAGAAGAAGCAAAGAUGAUAACAAAUGUCGACCAUAUGAAAGUAAAACUCCCCCACUACCUCACAGACGCACCAGCAUACAAGAACUGAUGAAGGAACGAGAAACAAUUAGAAAAGAACUCAAACAUAUAGCAAAGCUUAAAACUGAAACUCAAAAAGAAAUCAGAGAAAACUAUAAAAAACGUAAAUGUGAAAAACCUAAUGAUCAAACUCACAAUGAAAAGCAUCACAGAGAUUAUAUAAAAAAUAAAAAACCUAAAAAUGAUGUAAUAGUAAAGAAAACAUCACCUGAAAAUAGUCAAGAUUAUGCCCAGUUAGAUUCUGAGGACGAAGAACAUAUAAUUGAGCAGAGAAGACAACAACGGAAGCAAUUAUUAGAACAACUACACACGUCAGUGGAAAAAACAGAUAACGCAUCCUGUGAGGAAAAUGCCAACAAUGAAAUCAAGGAUCUCCAUUUACAUAAAAGUCAAAAGAGUCUAACAAUAAACCAAACAAAAUCAGCAAAAGAUGUAACGGACAUGUUUUCAGAAGAGGACUUUGUUCCAAAAAAUGAUACAGAUAAUGUUAAACAGGACAAUAGGAAAGAAAGUUCAAAGUUAAAUGAUAAUUGGGACGAUGUUGAAGGUUAUUACAAUAUCAAAGUCGGAGAUAUUAUAAAUAACAAUCAAUACACAAUAAAGGCAUUGCUCGGACAAGGAGUUUUUGCAAAUGUUGUUAAAGCACAAGAUAGUAAUAGCAGUAAUGAGGUUGCAAUAAAAAUUGUCAGAAACAAUGAUCUGAUGUACAAAACUGGUUUAAAAGAAGUGGAGGUAUUAAAAGAAAUAAAUGACGCUGAUCCUGAAAGUAAAUACCAUUGUGUGAAAUUUUAUUCAAAUUUCAUGCAUAAAGGACAUCUUUGUCUGGUACUUGAACCUCUUCAUAUGGAUCUGCGAAGUAUUCUGAAGAAAUAUGGCCGACACCAUGGAAUUAAUAUAAAGGCAUUGAUGAGUUACAGCAGACAGUUACUUCUGUCUUUGAGACUCUUAAAAAAGAUUGGUAUUAUACAUGCUGAUAUAAAACCUGAUAACAUUUUAGUUAAUGAGAAGAAAAAUAUUUUAAAACUGUGCGAUUUUGGGUCUGCUACAAAAAUAAAUGACAAUGAGCCAACUCCUUACUUGGUCUCUAGGUUCUACAGAGCACCUGAAAUAAUAUUGGGUAUACCUUACAAGCAUGGUGUGGAUGUGUGGUCGACGGCCUGCACCAUCUAUGAAAUGUCUACUGGAAAGAUACUGUUCACUGGGAGUUCCAAUAAUAAAAUGUUAAAAUGUUUCAUGGACUUAAAGGGCAAAAUACCAAGUAGAGUUGUAAGGAAAGGAAAAUUUAAGGAUCAACAUUUUAAUUACAACAACAAUUUUCUUUUACACAAAAAAGAUGAAUUCACGGGAAGAGAAAAAGUUGUAGAAAUAACUAACAUUACAAUGUCAAGAGAUUUGUAUAAAGAAUUAAAGAAAAGUUCGUUAAACCCACCAACUGGUGAAGAAAAAAAGAUAAUACAGUUAAAAGACUUACUGGAAAAAAUGUUAAUAUUGGAUUCCAAUCAAAGACUAUCCGUUACAGACUGUUUAAAACAUCCAUUUAUACAAGACGAAUUACAAAAAUGAUUGCUCAAAAUAAAACUUUAAUUUAAA